Messenger RNA from Linum trigynum, 1970 nucleotides. The record is from the annotation of a GenBank genome assembly. Lineage: Eukaryota; Viridiplantae; Streptophyta; Magnoliopsida; Malpighiales; Linaceae.
GUGGUGAAGUUCAAAGUCGGAGAGAAGAAAGCAAGAGCUCUCAGGCAGGGAUACUUGAAGAAGAUGACGGGUAAAAGGGGCAGGAGGAAUAGAAGUAGGUUGGGCCAAGGUUGGUAUUGGGCUGAGGCCCAGGGAGGGAGAGGGGAUUUGGGUUGCUUGUAGGAAUGGGUACGGACGUGGAAUUAUAGAGGUAAAGGGCAUAUAAGGGCCGUCGUCCCAGCCCACUCAAAAUUCUUUUACUGGCCCGGCCCACACACGAAUUUGGCAAACUGCCAAGGCUCCAAUCUGUUUCCUUGUUUUUUUCGAAUUCUUGUUCCGUUUCUCUCUCACCCAACUAUUUUGUUUUUCACUCCGAUUCAAUAUCAUAUUUAAAGUAAGUAAGUAACAAUUGGUCGAGUUCGAAUAGGGCUGGCUUAUGUUCCCAAGCCUAGCCGUCUUCCUGCAGCCAUGGCGACCGGAAAAGAACCAAAGACCAACCCUUGUUCCCCUUUCAGCAAACUCACAGAUGAUCUCCUGCUGGGAGUUCUUAUUCGCCUUCGGUACUGUAGAUCCGCUUGCCGGUGCAAAACCGUCUGCAAGCGGUGGAACUCCAUUAUCUCCGACAACUACUUCUCCCGCCGAUUCGUCGCUCACAACAAGCACCGAUCCGCCGCUGGGGAAAGGCCGCCACCACCCAUUCGGAGUCUCUCAGCCCUUCAUACAAGGAUCUUCAGCUUUCUGCCGAUGCCCGCCCCAUUCCAGCUCUACUUCUUCGAACUCGAUUGCUUCAAGGACUUGCUCUUGCUAGGGUUCCCGAUCUCGCCCAACAGCGUCGAACUGGCCCGAACGUUCAUCGUCUGCAAUCCGUUCACAAAGCAGUGGGUCGCCCUUCCUCUGGCGCCGUAUAGAACCGUAACGACCCCCCAUUACAUUCAUCCAUGGACGGCGAGCCUAGUGUGCGAUUCCGCGAGGUUGGAUUCAGGGGACGAAGAAGCAUUCACUCAUCACUUUGAAUGCCGAUUCCGCGUGGUGCUGAUGCAUAAAUCGGAAUCAGCUUCUUCUAAGCUAGAUGUGUUCUGUUCCGAAUCCGGGGAAUGGACGGCGGUUUCCCUCGGCCUAUUGAAACCGGAUCAUCGGAGCCUGGCUUCGGUCAACGGGAAGUUGUACUGGAGAAACAGGGCAGGCGGCCAAGUUAUUGGGUGGAGUCCUUUCUCGCUGGAAGUGGAAGUGGAAUCCCUUCCCCCUGAAGUUUCAGACCCUGAUCAAUCUGAAUUUUUGUCCUUUUGCGCCUCACAGGAUGCUCUCUACAUGUUUCGGAGAUCCGGAGAUGUCUUGGGUGUUUUCAGCAGGCAUGGCGGGCAAGGCUGGAGGGCAGAGUAUCAGGUGCCAUUACGACGGGGAAUCAAACGCUUCAGUGUAGUCGGUCAACAUCCUGAGAAAUCAGUAAUUGUGUUCCUGCAAUUCUCGUUUACUGCCGAUGCGGAGGAUCGAAUCUACUCUCUGAACUUGAGGACGAGGGUGCUCAAGUUCUUCGCUAAAGACUUGGGUUCCAUGGUUUUCCCGCAGCUCUGGCCUACUCCAAUUCCCAACUAUGAAAAAUUACGAGGCAGCUAUGAUGGAUCGUACAAGGAGGGUUGGCUUCAAUCGAGUAAUCACAUGAACCCAAAACUUCUUCACCCAUGUAUUUUUAUUUGAUUUAUCUGUUAGGUUCUACUGUUGUUAUCUCAUAGUCGGAUUCUCUCAAAUUGUUUGCAUUAGUAUGUGCGAAAAAACUCUUACUACAAGAACCACAUUCAACGAUGUUCGUUCUCCGGUUGUCGGCUUAACUCUAUUGUUGUUGGUCUUCAGCCGGGCGUGAGACCGGUUAGGAACAAGUGGGCAUUCGUUGAACAACAUCUAGAUAGAGCUUUGGUUAAAAGCCGAUAAGUUCAUGAUCGGUUUUACUUGGACUAACAUCGAAGAUCGCUAAGAAAUAAUGGUUAAUAAACCAA